Molecule: messenger RNA, 945 nt
Organism: Gastrolobium bilobum
Lineage: Eukaryota; Viridiplantae; Streptophyta; Magnoliopsida; Fabales; Fabaceae
Exons: 4
Coding region: 1-945 (314 amino acids)
Biological process (GO): cell fate determination
Source: RefSeq, a predicted model, not a curated record
AUGAAAUCCACUACAAACUCAAGAAAAACAACCUACAAUGGUUAUGGCUUACCUCAAGGCUUCGCUCAAGUUGAUUUCCAACAUUCCAUAAGCUCAAAAAUCCCAUCAAUGGCUACCCUCUUGAAGACCCACAAAAAUGGCACAAGAAUGGUGGAUCUCUUGCUCUCAAAUCUUAGCUUCUUAGUAGUUAAAGAGAUGAAGAGUGAGGAAAUGGGGUUAAUAGAGGAAACCAAGUGUAAUGGAAGCUUCUCCUUGACUCUUAUGGUGGAGUUUAAACAAAGAGAAAUGAAAGGGGAAAAGGAGAUGAGGGAGACGAUGGGGAAGGAGAAUGGAGAGGAGAGAAGAAGCUUUUAUGAUAAAAGUUCAGGAGACAAUUCUCCAAAGCACUCUGCAAUUAACAUGACCAUUACAAAUUCAUGUCCUCUGUUCUUCCUCUGUUUCAUAAUGCCCCUUCUUGUAUUUUGUGAUGUGGGAAUCCAUUCAGGUACCAUAACAAAACCUCUUGCUUUUCUCUCUAACCCUUCCUCAGAGACUGAAGCUUACAUAAUAUUGGCAGGUCAUGAAGACACAAACGGGUCCAUAACAGUGUCACUGAAAGCUGAACAUGCACACCCCACGUCCAGAAAAUUUUUGUUGCAUAAUGGUUCUUGCACAAACAAAGACAUAAGCAUCUCACAAAGCAAAGGUUCUACAUCUGGAAUCCCACAGUACAUUGUGCAAAUUGUUAAUACCUGUGUUUCUGGUUGUGCUCCUCAUGACAUUCACCUCCACUGUGGCUGGUUUGCUUCUGCAAGAAUAAUCAACCCCAAAUUGUUCAAGAGGCUCUCCUAUGAUGAUUGCUUGGUGAAUGGAGGGAAGCCUUUAGCUUCUAGUGAGAUCAUUAGAUUCACUUAUUCCAAUUCCUUCAUGUAUCCUCUUACAUUCAAGUCUGCCAAGUUUUGCUGA